Molecule: messenger RNA, 891 nt
Organism: Oikopleura dioica
Lineage: Eukaryota; Metazoa; Chordata; Appendicularia; Copelata; Oikopleuridae
Source: the annotation of a GenBank genome assembly
AUGGAUUGGAGGAGCAGUUUUCUUUUUUCGGCAACACAAUUCGCCUUUUACGGUUCCUACUCGCAGAUAGAAGACCCCCUAGAGAACUCCGCCACAAUGAGUGCUGAAAUCGAUACGAAGGCGGGAUCGCUUAUUGACAAUAAUGAAAUUGGGAAUGAGAACAAAAUGUUUGUCGGUGGUUUGUCCAAAAAGACCACUGUCGAAGCAUUUCGAGCGUACUUUGAAGCGUACGGUGAUGUGAAAGACGUUGUUGUCAAAACUGAUCCGUCAACUGGGACCUCUCGUGGCUUUGGUUUCGUGAUGUUCACUGCCGAAGAAUCCAUCGGGAAGGUACUCGCCGCCGGCCCGCACAACCUCGACGGCAAACGGAUAGACCCAAAGAAGGCGGAGAGGCGCGAUGGAAAAAUGUUUGUCGGUGGAGUGAAGCCCGACACAAGUGUAGACACGAUUAAAGAGUAUUUCACCCAAUUCGGAGAGGUGGAGUCAGUCGAUCGUCCUAUGAACAAGCAGACUAACGAGAACAAGCCAUUUUGUUUCGUCAUUUUUAAAAAAGAUGGCGUCAAUAGCAAAUGCAUUAAACAGAGGUACCACGAAAUCGAUGGAAAGCGCUGCGAAUGCAAAGAAGGAAUCGCCAAAGAAAGAAUGGCGCCAGUUGGUCAAUUUUACGGCGGCGCUCCAGCAGGAAUGAGCUACGGAUACCAACAACCGUACGGGGGUUAUAUGAUUCCACCCCAGCAAUGGGGACAAGGAUACACUGGCUACGGACAACAGUGGGGCGGACCACACGCACAACCCCCGCACGGUCCUAGAGGUGGUGGUGCUGGAGGCGGCAGGGGCGGACGAGGUGGCGGAGCAGGUGGCCGAGGACGCGGCAGACCUACUCCUUACUAA